GCAGUUUCGAAUCCUCAGCUGUUGAACAAUCAUUAUGCACCUUUUAGCAGUGGGGUUUAUGGAGAAACAUCGUAUGAGCAAAUGCAAAUGAUCAUCGACCAGACGGUUUUUCGUGAUUCGGACGUUUUUUUGGAUCUAGGUUGUGGCGUUGGGCAGCUAGUAAUGUAUGUUGCUGGAGGGACCAAGGUAAAAAAAUCUGUUGGGAUUGAAAUCAACGACCUACCAGCGAAGUAUGGAGCGGCAAUGAGCGAGGAUUUUUCCAAAUGGAUGAAAUGGUGGAAAAAGAAGUGUCGUCCCUUCCAACUGAUACAUGGUGAUAUGCUAGAUGAGCAAUACAGAAAUCUGAUUACCCAGGUAAGGUUUUUAUAUUUCGACACUGCUCUGGAUUGA
Haemonchus placei is the source of this 390-nucleotide messenger RNA. The record is from the annotation of a GenBank genome assembly. Lineage: Eukaryota; Metazoa; Nematoda; Chromadorea; Rhabditida; Trichostrongylidae.